This is a messenger RNA of Pygocentrus nattereri (red-bellied piranha), 18710 nucleotides long. It is a transcript of the gene obscna, whose product is annotated as obscurin, cytoskeletal calmodulin and titin-interacting RhoGEF a. The record is from RefSeq and is a predicted model, not a curated record. NCBI's taxonomy places the organism in Eukaryota, Metazoa, Chordata, Actinopteri, Characiformes, Serrasalmidae. Gene Ontology annotation, biological process: protein phosphorylation. Gene Ontology annotation, molecular function: ATP binding; guanyl-nucleotide exchange factor activity; protein kinase activity. The transcript is spliced from 76 exons.
AUGGCAUUGAAGAAGGUCGAGGUGGUGAAAGGUCUUGAGGACGUGUCGCUGUGUGAGAAGGGGUCCUGCUCGUUCGAGGUGACUCUGAAUCACUCUUACGUCCGCAGCGUUUGGGCCAGGAAUGGCGUUCCGUUCAAAUCGAAGCCCAUGUGCCGCAUCUCAGCUCAGGGGAAGAAGCACACGCUGACUCUGACGCGCGUGUCUCUGUCAGACGCAGGUCUGAUCAGCUUUCAGGCAGAAGGAGCUGAAACCUCCGCUACUCUCACUGUCACAGCCAGAGAUAUUCAGAUUGUGAAGCACCUUCAGGACGUCGGUGUGACUGAGAGGGAGAGCGUGACGCUGGUGUGUGAAGUAAACCUGGAGGACGUGGAUGGAAAAUGGUUCAAGAAUGACAGCAGAAUAAAGGCUGGAGACAACGUCAAAAUCAAGCAUGAAUGUAAAACUCACUCAUUGACCUUCAAAGCCAUCAAGCCAGAAGAUGCGGGUGAGAUCAGAUUCACGGCAGAGAGAGUUUCCUCAGCUGCAGUGCUGAGAGUGAAAGAGCUUCCAGUUCAUAUUGUGAAGCCCCUCCGGGUGAAGAUUGCCAUGUAUAAACAUCGAGCACUGUUGGAGUGCCAGGUCUCCCGCACCAACGCUGAGGUCACGUGGUACAAGAGGAACCGAGAGAUUAUACCUAAUGGGAAAUACCAAGUGAUCAGUGAAGGCGUUUACAGACAACUCACCAUUGAUGAAGUCGGCUCUUCAGACGAGGACAUCUUCAUCUGUGAUGCUGGUGAUGACAAGACCUCCUGCCAGCUGUUCGUGGAGGAGCAGGCCAUCAGCAUUGUGCGCGGACUGAGCUCAGUUGAAGUAACAGAGCCCAAAGAGGCUCGUUUCAGAGUGGAGACCGGCAUCAAGGCAGAGCGAGCACCCAAAUGGACUUUGAACGGGGAGCUGCUAGCCUCCAGCCCGGAGGUUAAGAUCGAGAGAGAAGGAACGUCGCACCGGCUCAUUUUCUCCAGCACCGACAGCAGCAUGUGCGGCACUGUCCAGUUCAGCUCAGGGAAGAGCAAGUCAACCGCAGAGCUCACUGUUACAGAGCGUCCCCUGGUGGUCACCCAGCCCAUCUCAGAUGUGGAGGUCAAGGAGAAUGGGUCGGUGACGCUCACCUGCGAGUUCUGUCCUUCUCCCAGAGUCGUGCGCUGGUUCAAAGGGAGAAUCCCUUUGCUGGACAAAGGCAAGUACAGAAUGAGGCGUGAAAAGAACCGUGCCGAGGUGACCAUUAUGGGCGUGAAGGCGGCGGAUUCAGGGGAGUAUCGGUGCCUGGCUGGUGGAGCCGAGAGCAGGGGUCGGGUCAGGGUAGAAGUAAAAAGACUGAAGAUCGUACGGCAUCUUGAGCAAGUGGAGACGGAGGAAGAUGGAACUGCAGUGUUUUCCUGUGAGCUAAACCACGAGGCACCCAGUGUUCAGUGGCUUCUGGAUGACAGAGUGAUUCACCCCAAUUACUUAAACAAGAUCCAGAACUCAGGAAAAGUGUACAGCCUCAUUCUCAAAAAGCUCACUCCGCAGGAGAGCAGAGUGACUUUCAAAACCAUCGGCCUCAGUGAGUCCACAGCACUCAGAGUGAAAGAGAGGCCAGCAGUGUUCCUCAGGUCUCUGGAAGAUGUAGUGGCUGAGGAACUUGGCAAAGCAUGUUUACAGUGUGAAGUCUCCAAGCAAGAAGUAACUGCCAUUUGGAGGAAAGAUGGUACAGUCCUAGCGGCCAGCGAGAAGCAUGAAAUUCUACACUUGGGCAGGUCAUUAGCUCUUAUCAUUCACAGGCUCAGAAAAGACGACGCAGGAGAAUACUCUUGCGAUGUGGGAACCAGCCAAACAAAAGCCAAGAUUGUUGUUCGUGAUCUCCACAUCACUAUCAUCAAGCGCUUGAAGACGACUGCAGUUCUCGAGGGGGAGGGCUGCCAUUUUGAGUGUGUUUUGUCACAUGACAUCAUCGAUGAGGCUUCCUGGACGCUGAAUGGUGAGUUGAUUGUCAGCAACGGAAGAAUCUCGGUGGAUGCCAAGGGGCGCAAGUACACAAUGGACAUCCAUGAGGUAAUGAUUUCUGAUGCUGGGGAUGUGGUCUUCACCAUCAAGGAUCUGAGCUGCAGGACCAUGCUGUUCGUCAAAGAGAAGCCUGUGAGGGUCUUUAGAGACAUGCUAAAUGUUAAAGCAACACCUGGAGAAGACGCCGAGCUUAGCUGUGAGAUCACCAAGCCUCAGGCCACCAUCAAGUGGUUGAAGAACGGCAGGUUGAUCAGAGCCAGUCCUAAAUAUGAGAUUAGCCAAAAAGGCUAUCUGGUUAGGCUAAUUAUCCGUAACACAGCUGUAAAGGACUCGGGAGAGUACUGCUGUGAGGCAGACGGCAUUGCUACUAGAGCAAGGUUAGAGAUCAGAGAGCUCCAGCACACGUUUGCUAAAGAGCUGAAAGAUUUACGAGCAGAAGAGAAGAGCACGGCCAUCCUGGAGUGUGAGACCAAGAGGCCUGCCAGUAAAGUGACCUGGUUUAAGGGCAUGGUUGUGCUGACUUCAGGCCAGAAGUACCUGAUUAAGAGGAAAGAAGUUGUCCUCUCUCUUACCAUCUUCAACCUUGAGAAGAGUGACAGUGAUCUGUAUACCUGUGACGUUGGCACGAUGCAGAGCAGAGCGUGGCUCGCAGUACAAGGUCAGAAAGUGCUCAUUUUGGAUGAACUGGAGGACAUCGAGUGUCUAGAAGGGAACACCGUGACGUUCGGCUGUCGCAUCUGUCCGAGCAACUUCACUGAGGUUAAAUGGUAUCUCGAUGAGACUCUGCUCUACGCAAAUGAAUUAAAUGAGAUUAAAAUGCUCCCUGGUGGCUACCAUACCCUGACCAUCAAACAGCUGGAGCGCAAAGAUACAGGAACCAUCUCUUUUGAAGCUGGAGACAAGAGAUCCUACGCCUCACUGCUAGUAAGAGAAAGGCGCCCCACAAUUACCAAAGCAUUAGAGGACACUGAAGCCAUUGAGGGAGGAAGUUUGAUGCUGCUGUGCAGGACUUCCAAACCUUGUCAUAUUGUGUGGUAUAAGGAUGGCUGCUUAGUGUGGAAUUCCUCCAACUGCCUGAUGAGUCGAGCCGGAAACGAGGCCAGGUUGACCAUUCGUGAGGUCAAAGACAUAGAUGCAGGAGUGUAUGAAUGUGAUGCAGGGUCUGUAAGCACCAAGGCUGUCGUGACGGUUAAAGCGGUGCCAGCUGAGUUUACAAAGCAGCUUCAGAGUCAAGACGCUGAAGAGGGAGGCAGUGUGACACUGUCCUGUGAGUUCUCCGUGCCUGGUGUUCAGUACUUGUGGCGUAAAGGACCAGAGACACUCAGAUCUGGAGAGAAGUACCUGAUGAAGCAAAGGAAACAUCACAUUUCCCUCACCAUCUACAACAUGAAACCUGAGGACUCUGGGACUUACACCUGCGUCUGCAGAAACCAAAGGACUAUGGCCACCAUUACAGUCCAUGCGGUCCCCAUCACAUUCAUUAAGGAGCUAAAAGAUCAGGAAUCAGAAGAGGGCUGGCCUGUGACGUUACGCUGUGAACUCUCCAAGGCAGGCGUGCCAGUGGAGUGGCUGAGGGAGGAGGAAGUGCUAAGCCAUGGGAUGAAGUAUCUGAUGCGACAAAUAGCGUCAAUACAGGAGCUGGUGAUCAGGAGUUCAUUGCCAGAGGACAGCGGAACCUACAGCUGUCUCUGCACAGGCCAAAGGACUAAAGCUACAAUUAAGAUUAAUGCUCAACCCAUCACAUUCAAACAGAAGCUGAGACCUCAGACGUUUGAAGAAGGAAACAGUGUUGUUUUGCACUGCGAGCUGUCGAAACCUGGACUUCCUGUUGAAUGGAGGAAGGGCCACGAGUUGCUCAGGUCUGGAGAAAAGUACCAAAUGCGACAAAGAGGUUCAGUGACAGAGCUGAAGAUCUUCUCUUUGAGAUGUGAAGACAGCGCUGUCUACAGCUGCUCCUAUGGCCACGUCCAGACAUCAGCUAAAGUCACUGUUAGCAGGCAGCAUAUCAGCUUUAAAGAGCCGCUCAAGAACCAAGUAGUUGAGGAGGGCAAAGCAGUGACCUUGUUCUGUGAACUGUCCAAAGCUGGUGUCCCAGUGGAAUGGUGGAAUGGAGAGGAGCUUCUCCAGCCUGGACAAAAGUAUCAGAUGAGAGAAAGAGAUACAACAUAUGAGUUGAUCAUCAAUGACACCGUGCCUGAGGACAGCGGAGUCUACAAAUGUGUGUGUGGAGACCAAAAGACCAAAGCUACUAUCAGAAUUAUUGGACUACCUCCCACUUUCAAACAAAACUUGAAGAACCAAGAAGCUUCAGAGGAAGGCAGUGUGGUACUAAGAUGUGAACUUUCUAAAGCUGGAGUACCUGUGGAAUGGUGGAAAGGUGAGGAACAUAUAACGCCUGGUGGGAGGUAUCAGAUGAGACAGGAGGGCAAAGUCGCUGAGAUGGAGAUCACAAAUGUUCAUCCUAACGAUGCUGGGAAGUACAGCUGUGUUAUUGGAAACCAGAAGAGCACAGCAGAGGUGAAAAUCAAAGCUCUUCCCAUCACUUUCAAACGGGAGCUCCAGGACCAGGUUUCCAAGGAAGGGGACAGUGCUGUGUUCACCUGUGAACUGUCUAAACCUGGGGCUCCAGUAGAGUGGAGAAAAGGAAGAGUUACUCUGAAACCUAGAGAGAAGUACAAGAUGAAGCUAGAGGGACGAUUAACCAAACUGGUGAUAAAUAAUCUCGAAGAGGGUGAUUCUGGGAAAUAUAUCUGUAAAACCAAAGAUGCACAAUCAACAGCGGAGCUUACCGUGCAAGCACUGCCUCCAACCUUCAAAACCAUUCUGAAGAACCUGGAAGCCCAAGAGGGAAACAGCCUCAGUUUGCAUUGUGAACUCUCCAGAGCUGGAGUACAUGUAGAGUGGUGGAAAGGUGAGAAAAGGUUAUGUACUGGGGAAAGGUAUCAGUUGAGGCAAAGGGAUGUAACCACAGAGCUGCUAAUCAGAAAAGCACAACCAGAAGACAGUGGAGUGUACCGCUGUGUGUGUGGAGAGCAGAGUACUGAGGCCACCAUCAAAGUCAAUGCCCAUCCCGUUCAUUUCAAACAAGAACUGAAGAACCAAGAGGUUGAGGAGGGAAAUAGUGUCACUUUACGCUGUGAACUCUCUAAGGCUGGCGUUGAGGUAGAAUGGUGGAAAGGAGAAGAACUGGUCAACUCUGGGGAAAAGUUCCAGAUGAGGCAAACGGCCACAAAAGUGGAGCUUGUCAUCAAGAAAGCAGUUCCUGAGGAUAGUGGCAUCUACUUUUGUGUAUGUGAAGACCAGAAAUCCAAAGCUUCUAUCAAAAUCAAUGCAUUAUCAGUGACAUUCAAACAAAACCUGAGAAACCAAGAAACAGUGGAAGGCAACAAUGUCACUUUACAUUGUGAGCUUUCCAAACCUGGAGCAUCUGUGAAGUGGUGGAAGGGUCAGGAGAUGCUGACUUUGGGUGAAAAGUACCACAUGAAGACUGAGGGAAGGAUUGCUGAGUUGAUCAUUAGGAAUACGGUACUUGAGGAUGCUGGUUCGUACAGCUGCACAGUCGGUGACCAGAAGACUACCUCGGAAAUCAAAGUUCAGGCUCUGCCUGUAACCUUCAAACAAGAACUCCAAAAUGAACUUUCCAAAGAAGGUGAAACUGCCUUGUUUAGUUGUGAGCUCUCAAAACCUGGAGCCCAAGUGGACUGGAGAAAAGGCCGGGUUAUUCUGAAGGUGGGAGAUAAAUACGAGAUGAAACAAGAAGGAAGAAUUGCCAAACUUCUCAUACACAACAUUGAGGAAAGUGACGCUGGAAACUAUUCAUGUAAAACCAAGGAUUCUGAGUCAACUGCUAAACUUACUGUUCAGGUUCCACCCAUCAUUUUUAAAGUGAAGCUGAAGAAUCAAGAAGUUGAGGAAGAAAGCACCGUAACCCUGCGUUGUGAGCUGUCAAAAUCUGGCAUGUCUGCUCAGUGGAAAAAGGGGGAGGAAGUGCUAAAGUCUGGAUUGAAGUAUCAAAUCAGGCAACACGAGGCUAUAAUGGAGCUGAUUAUCAAGAAAGCAGUGCCUGAGGACAGUGGAAUCUAUAGCUGCCUAUGUGGUGAUCAGAAAACCAAAGCCACCAUCAAAGUUUUUGCAACUCCGGUUACAUUCAGACAAAGCCUGAAGAACCAGGAGGCUCCAGAGGGAGGCAUAGUAGUCCUGCAUUGUGAGCUCUCAAAAGCUGGGGUACCUGUGCAGUGGUGGAAAGGUGAAGAGGAGCUUAGUAAUGGAGCCAAAUACAAGAUGAAACAGGAGGGGUCAGUUGCCGAAUUGCACAUUAAAAAUGUCCUUCCUAUGGAUGUUGGGGAAUAUAGCUGUGUUAUCGGAGACCAAAAGACUACAGCUGAAGUGAAUGUGAGGGCUGCAGCCUCUGCGUUCUUUGAGAAGGAGUUAGAGAGUCAAGAGGCAAUGGAGGGAAACUCUGUCGUGUUCAGCUGUUUGCUGUCCAGUUCAAAGGCCCCAGUGACUUGGAAAAAAGACUCAAAGCAGAUCACACAAGGUGGACAGUUUACCUUACACCAGAAGGGCUCGACUCAUGAGCUUGAGAUCAGACAGCUAAAGCCUGAGGAUGCUGGUGUUUACACAUGUAACACCAGGGGCAAGAAGUCAUCUGCAACCCUUAGAGUGAUAGAGCGCGUGAGGAUUGAGAGAGAGCUUCGGGACGUCACGGUCACUGUGGGAGAAAAUGCCCACUUUGUUUGUGAGCUCUCGCACGAGGACGUCACUGGCGGAGUGUGGUGGCUUGGUUCCACCAUUCUGCAGGAAAAUGAAAUGAAUCAGAUGAGCUGUUACGGCCGUGAGCAUCACCUGGUCCUCACCAUGACAACGCCUGAGGAGUCGGGUACCGUGACCUUCGUGGUAGGAGAGGAGAAGACCUCAGCUCGUCUGAGAGUGAACAGGAAACCCAAAGUUUUGAUAGAAGAGAAGCUAAAGGACAUGGUUGUCUUUGAGGGUGAUACCGCCACCUUAUCCUGUGUUACCUCUGAUGACUGCACCCCCGUCACCUGGAAACGAAACAACGUCACCCUGCUGGCGGGGGAAAAGUACCAACCUCGUAAAGAAGGGAAACGCAACCAGCUUCUAAUGCACAGAGUAGGAAAGGAGGAUGCUGGAGUUUAUAUGUGUGACACAGGAGACGUGCAAAGCACUGCCGCUCUCAUCAUUAAAGAGCGUCCGUUAUUCUUUCGUGAGGAACUCCACAAUCACCAGGCUGAGGAGGGUGAAACUGCCUUCUUGUGCUGCCAGCUCUCCAAACCUGGAGUUACAGUGCAGUGGAAGAAGGGAGCUCUGCUGCUUACACCAGGAUGCAAAUAUAAAAUGAAGCAGGAUGGCUGUGAUCUACAGCUUCAGAUCUAUAACCUGACAGUUGGGGACAGUGGCUCCUACAGAUGCUGUGCAGACAGCAUUGAGACUACAGCCAGGCUUGAUGUGAAAGAACAACCACUGUUCUUCCGUGAGGAACUGCACAGUGUGGAAGCAGAGGAGGGUGAAACUGCCUUCUUGUGUUGUGAGCUGUCUAAACCUGGGGUUGCAGUGCAGUGGAAGAAAGGAACGGUGCUCCUGAGACCUGGAAACAAAUAUACGAUGAAGCAAGAUGGUUGUGAAUUAGAGCUUCAGUUACAUGACCUGAAACGCCAGGACAGUGGAGUCUACAAAUGCUGUUCUGGUAGCCUUGAGACGAAGGCUAAUAUUGUAGUCAAAGAGCAACCCCUGUUCUUCUGUGAGGAUCUUCAAGAUCAGCAGGCUGAGGAGGGUGAAACUGCCUUCCUGUGCUGUGAACUCUCUAAACCUGGAGUUGUGGUGAAGUGGAAGAAAGGAGCAGUGCUGCUGACACCAGGGGACAAGUAUGAAAUGAAACAGGAUGGUUGUAAAGUGCAGCUCAAGAUCCAUGACCUGAAGGGAAGGGACAGUGGUACUUAUAAAUGCUGUGCUGGUAGCUUGGUCACUACCUCAUCCAUAGUAGUAAAAGAACAGCCACUUUUCUUCCAUGAAGAACUUCAAACCGUGGAAGCGGAGGAGGGCAAGAAUGCCUUGAUGUGCUGCGAGAUCUCUAAACCUGCAGCUACAGUGCAAUGGAAAAAGGGCACAGUGCUGCUGAGGCCUGGAAACAAAUAUGAAAUGAAACAGAAUGGCUGUCAGUUACAGCUUAAAAUUCUAGAUUUGACAACUCAAGAUAGCGGUUCCUAUAAAUGCUGUGCAAGUGGCAUUGUGACUACAGCGUGCCUUGAAGUGAAAGAGAAACCUCUGUUCUUCUACAAGGAACUCAGAAAUCAAGAAGUAGUAGAGGGUAAAACUGCCUUGCUGCUCUGUGAGAUCUCUAAACCUGGAGUUCCUGUGCAGUGGCAGAAGGGAACAGUGCUCCUGAAGGUUGGAGGCAAAUAUGAAAUGGAACAGGAUGGCUGUAAGCUGCAGCUUAAAAUUUAUGACCUGAAUGGUCAAGACAGUGGCUCUUAUAAGUGCUGCGCUGGUAGCGCAGUCACCACAGCUUCCAUUGUAGUCAAAGAACACCCUUUGUUUUUCUGCAAGGAGCUUGAAAGUCAAGAGGGGGUGGAAGGUGAGACUGUCUUGCUGUGCUGUGAGCUUUCUAAACCUGUAGUUACAGUAAAGUGGAAAAAGGGAGCGGUGCUGCUAAAGCAUGGAAAUAAGUAUGAGGUUAAGCAGAAUGGCUGUGAGCUACAACUUAAAAUCCAUGACUUGAAGAGUGAGGAUAGUGAUGUCUACCAGUGCAGUGCUGGGAACGUACAGACAACAGCUUCUGUUCUUGUAAAAGGGCACAUAGAGGAUGAACACCUGGAUCAUGGUGUGAAAACAGAGGAGCAAGACAUCCAGAAGAAAACUAUAAUGAGGCAAAAGACAAAGGAGGAUGAAAAACGCAAAGUGACACCGGAUGUCACCAAGUCCACUUACAUGGAUGAAGUGCCUGAGAUAUCUUCACCUGUGGACUAUGUUCCUACAGAGCAGAGUGACAAGGAACAGGAGAUUCUCACUGCAUGUUAUACUGCAGAGAUUUUUGCCAAACAAAUCCAAGAGAAGACAGAGCAAGUACAAAAGAAAGCACUAUGCAAGGAUACAACAGAACAAAAACAUGAGAUGCACGGCAAAAGUACUCCUCAGGCCCCUCCUCGCAGCAAAGGAAGGUUUACCCAACCAGGUGUUGACCUGCAAGGGCAACACAGUAUUCUGGAGCCAAAGAAACAGGUUGUGGUCAAGAAGCCAUCUGUGGAAAGAAUUUUCAGAGAUACAUCAGAGGAUGAACACCUGGAUCUCAGAGAGAAGAAAAGAGAAGAGAUAGCUAAUGUGAAGGAAGCAAUACUAAGGCAAAACCUGAAAGAUGAGAAAUCAGUUGUGCCUAGUGAAACACAUCCAGAACCUAAAAAUGCUCCAUUCUCUGGUGAACCUGAGGAGAAACUGUCAAAGCAUGUUCAGGGGGAAAUAGAACAGAGAAGUAAAAAGCAACAUAUCAUUGUUGAAAAUGUUUCAGAAAAGUCAUUAAAACAGGUUGUGACCUCAGUGCCAUGUGUGGAAACGUCCUCCAGAGACAGAAUACAUGGUAAACAGCUGGAUCUUAAUGAAAACAGAACAGUGGAGAAAGAUGACACUAAGGAAACAGCACUAGGGCAAAGAGUACAAAACAAGAAAAUGAUUGUACAUGAUGAAAAGCAUUCAGAACCCAAAAUUGCUCCAUGCUCCAUUGAACCUCCAUUGGAGAAACAGCCCAAGCAUGUUGAGAAGACAGCAACAAGUGGGAAUAUUAUAGACCAGAGAGACAGAAAGCAAAAGAAAAUGUCAGAUAAACAGGUUGUGACCACAGAGCCAUCUGAUAAGUCUUCCAGAGACAGAUUAUGGGGCGAUCAACUGGGUUUCUGUGAAAACACAAAACAAAUGAAAGAAUAUGCAAAGGAAGCAUUACCAAGUAAAAACAUCAAAGACAAGAAACCAGCUGCGCUUAAUGAAAAGCAUCCAGAACCCAAAAUUGCUCCAUCCUCCACUGAACUAGAAGAGAAACUGCUCAAGUAUGUCGAGGAGAAAGCAACAAGAGGGAAUAUUAUAGACCAAAGACAUCGAAAGCAAGAGAAAAUUUUAGAAAGGUCAGAUAAACAGGUUGCGACCACAGAGCCACCUGUGGAUGCAUCUUCCAGGGACAGAUUACGGGGCAAACAACUGGGUCUCAUUGAGAAAAUGUCAGAAAUUAAAGAAGACACAACUGAUAAUGAACCAGUUGUCCUUAAUGAAGAACAUCCAGAAACCAAAUUUGCUCUAACUUCCAUUGAACCUGAGGAAAAACUGCUAAAGUAUGUUGAGGAGAAAGCAACAAGUGGGCCAACAGAGGCCACAACAGACCAUAGAAGUGAAAAGCAAGGUAUAAUUACUGAGAAAUUGUCAGAAAUGUCAAUCAAACAAACCCCUGAACCAAACUUACCACAGAUGAUAGAUGUUAGUGUCACAGAGCAGAAAAACAGGAAUCGAGUCUUUAAAAUGAAAAAGGUCCCAGAGCUAACAAUGACUCAGGAGAGGAUACCAGUGGAGGCCAAAACUGAGGGUGCAAGUGUGGACAUUAAAGACCAAAAAGCUAUGAAACAGGUCAGUCUGGCAGAUCCAUCUACAGAAUCAGCAAAGUGCACGACCCCUCCUCAGGCAACCCUAGUAGAACAGUCUGCUCAGGAUACUUUUGGUAUAGAAAUAAAUGCUGAGGACGAGUCAGAGAUGUUAGAGGCUGCCAUUAAAAUCCAAGCUGCCUUCAAGGGUUUCAAAGCUCGAAAGGACAUGCGACCUGUCUUUAAGGAGGUGUUCAAGAAUCAGAACGUGGGGCCUAGAGACACAGUUCAUCUGGAGUGUAUUGUCGAGGGAAAGGCCAGCACGGUGCGCUGGCUGAAGGAUGGUGUAGACUUGAAGUCAGGGAAAUGGACAAAGAUCAGCCACAGUGAGGAUGGUAGGUGCACGCUGGUCAUAACUAAUGUAGUUCCCGAAGAUGCAGGAAUCUAUACUUGUGAAGUUACCAACAAGUUUGGGACAGUUAGUUACAAUGGGAAUGUGACUGUGGGUCAUACCAAGAAGCCUGUAAAUCAAACUCCACAUAGACCAGCAAAAGAACCUGUGUUGGCAAAGGAAGCUGUGCAGACCUUUAAAACUAAGGACGAGUCACUGAGAGACGCCUAUGACCUGACUACAGACGAUGCCAACAGCAAGUUUCAGGAGAAAAGGAAAAGUCUCAUUUCAGGCAGUUCUGUGUCCUGGUCAUCAGAUUAUGACACGGCUCCUGAUGUGGAGACAGGCUAUGUCUCCAGGGAAAACGAAGUGGAAAAGAUAAAAGUCAAAACUCAGUUUUCCCAAAGUUCAGAAGAGCAAAGGACCAUCAGUCCUGAGCCACAAAAAGCCACAGUAGAGCUAAAAGUUAAAGGCGGUGAGUCAGUAUGCAGAACACCAUCUCCCAAAUACCCACAUACCCACAAGUCCUCAGCCAAUGCAGAAUCACUAUCAGAGUCAGACGGGGAUGAAGACAUGGCAGAGACGUUUGAUAUCUACGUUGCCAAAGCAGACUGCCACCCCACUGGAGGUAAUAAGGAAACGUUUAUUCUCAAGGAGGGCCAGUUUGUGGAGGUCCUUGAUUCUGUACAUCCAGUUAAGUGGCUUAUUCGUACUAAACCAACCAAAACCACACCAUCCCGCCAAGGAUGGCUGUCCCCAGCAUACCUCGAGAAGAAGACAAAGUUCUUUGAAUGGUCAAAGGAGCUCUUUUCGCUGGCCCAAGACCAAGAGACAAAAGAUAUUUGCAAUAAAGGUAGAAGAACACCACCUAAGGAGGAAUAUAAAAUGACUUUAAGUCAACUGAUCAAGGGUCUGCUUGAUGGUGAGAAUGAAUUUGUGAGAGAAAUGAACUUCUUUGUGGAAAACCAUUUACAGUAUGUAGAGACCAACUCUCAGGUGCCACUCACCAUUCUCAGCCAAAAAGAAUACAUAUUCCACAACAUAAAGGACAUUACAAGCUUCCAUGAAUGCUGUAUUUUGCCAAAGCUAGGCCAGUGCACCACAGAUGAUGACGUGGCCCAGUGCUUUGUGCAUUACGCACCAGACUUUGAAAUGUAUCUUCAGUACAUUUUAGGCCAGUCACAAGUCGAGGCCUGCAUAUCAGACAAAAACACGCAGAAUUUCUUUAAGCAAUAUGCCAACACUGCAUUCGCACAUUCGGACACUCAGAUCUUCAGUGUCAGCACCUACUUACAGAGACCGCUGGAGAGGAUUCAGACAUACAAGACUCUCCUCAAGGAGUUGAUAAGGAACAAAGCAAAGAGUGGACAGAGCUGUUGUUUACUUGAGGAUGCCUUUUCCAUGGUGUCCAGCUUGCCUUGGCGUGCAGAGAACCUGCAGCAUGUGUCCCUGAUUGAGAACUACCCAGCACCUCUUAAAGGACUUGGAGAGCCAAUUCGACAGGGCUCUUUCACUGUAUGGGAGGAAGCACCGGGGACCAAAAUCUCACUGAGAGGUCACCAUCGUCACGUCUUUCUCUUUAAGGACUGUGUCAUCUUCUGCAAGCUGAAGAGAGACUUGAAUACUCAUUCCGAAGUUUACCUAUUCAAGAACAAGAUGAAGCUGAGUGACAUUGACCUGAAGGACACAGUGGAGGGGGAUGACAGAUGCUGGGGUCUGUGGCAUGAACAUCGCGGUACAGUCAGAAAGAUCACUCUUCAGGCUCGCGCUGUGCUCACCCGUCUGUCCUGGCUCAAAGACCUCCGGGACCUCCAGCAGCGCAGCAGAAUUCCACUAUGGAGUUUGCCAUGUUUUGAGCUGAUUCUAAAUGACUGCACUGCUAAACUUGGACAAACUGUAAAACUGGCCUGCAAAGUCACUGGAACCCCAAGACCAGUGGUAACUUGGUACAAAGAUGGUGUUGCUGUGAAAGAUGACAAGCAUCAUAUCAUCUCAGAGGGAAACUCAGGUACCUGCUAUUUGGUUCUGGCUUCUGUGAAGGGGGAAGACUCGGGUCAGUACAUGUGUUAUGCAGCUAGCCCCAUGGGUAACGCUAGCACUCUGGCCAAGAUCACUGUUGUUGUGCCUCCAAGUUUUACAGCCAAACUUCAGAACACUCUGCUGGUGAAAAGCAGAGAUGUGCAGUUCCAGUGUUCAACAGGAUGUGUUCCUGUGCCCACUGUGAGGUGGUUUAAGGACAACAAACAGCUGGAAAAUACCAAGAAAUAUGAAAUUCACACUGACAUGAAGACAGGGGUCCUCAUACUAAUUAUAAAGAAGGCGAAGGAGGCAGACCAGGGGCAGUAUGAGUGUGAGUUGCUGAAUGAGGUGGGCACUGCCAAGUGCAAAGCACAGCUGUUUUCUGCCCCACCUCCGGCGACAGAAUGCCCUAAAGACAAACCACGAGUCGCCUCAGCUCCAGAUACAGAGUCAGAAGGCUGGUCCAGUGCUUUGGUGAAGAACCUGUUCCACAUGUUCUUUCACUCUGGAUCCUCCAAACAAUCCGCGGAUGGUCCAAGUGAGACUCCAGCUGAAGACAAACAGAAAAUUAAGGAGAGACGAGAGGACGUUCCAGAAGAAGAGACCUCAGUGGAGUCCAACAAGACAUUUUUUAACUCCGAGACAGAGGAGGAUGAGUACACAGAUCCUCCUGAGGUGCAAGUGGCCAUGGAGGACCUGUGUGUAAGACCUGGCCAACCUGCAACUUUCUCUGUUGUUAUUACUGGGCAGCCCAUCCCGGAGAUCACAUGGUUAAAGGACGGUAUGAAGCUCUUCUCUGGUGAGCACAGUGAGCUGGUCCAGAGUGGAGCUCGCUGCUCUCUCACUCUGCUGGGUGUAGAUGUUGCUGACUGUGGCACAUACACCUGCACAGCCACAAACAACUCAGGACACGCCUCCUGCCACGCCCAGCUCACAGUGGACGCAGGUAAGUAACCCCAAGAGCUGGAGGUGGAGGUGGCGAGACGGAGGAAGCUUCACUCCGUUUAUGAUGUCCAUGAAGAGAUUGGAAGGGGCACUUUUGGGGUGGUGAAGCGAGUCACACACCGGGCGAGUGAGGAGGUUUUUGCUGCCAAGUUCAUCCCUCUGAGGAGCAGCACAAGGACCAGAGCCUUCCAGGAGAGAGACCUGCUGUCCCGGCUGGCUCAUUGCAGGCUGGCCUGCCUACUGGACUUCUUCUGUACACGCCGGACCCUUGUCCUCAUUACGGAGAUCUGCUCCACUCAAGGAUUACUGGAUCAUUUGCUACUAAAAGGACCCAUCACAGAGCGUGAGGUCCGGAUGUACAUUCAGCAGCUUCUAGAGGGGAUUGGAUAUAUUCACAGCAUGAACAUCCUGCAUCUCGAUGUCAAAACAGACAACAUCCUAAUGGUGUCCCCUGAGAAGGAGGAGCUUAAAAUCUGUGACUUUGGGUUCUGCCAGGAGAUUGACAUUUCCAGACAUCAAUACAGUGUUUAUGGGACUCCUGAAUUUGUGGCCCCUGAAAUUGUCCACCAGGAACCAGUGACCACAGCAACAGAUAUCUGGUCUGUUGGUGUUGUUUCUUACUUAUGUCUGACAGGCCAUUGCCCGUUCUUUGGAGAGAACGACCGUGCAACCCUGAUGAAGGUAGCAGAAGGGGUUCUGUACUGGAAUAUUCCAGAAGUCAGCAGCAGGAGUGAUCAUGCACAAGAUUUCCUACACAGAGUUUUACAGCCAGACCCAGAGAUGAGACCGUCAGCAUCAGAGAGUCUGAGUCAUGAGUGGUUUCAGUGUGAAGAUGUGCAAGCUGACAGUAUUGAUACAAGAAGCCUAAAAUCCUUUAUCUCUAGACGGAAGUGGCAGCGCUCUCUGACAUGUCUUGGAUCAGUCCUGACUCUGCGACCAAUCCCUGAGCUGCUGGAGGCUCCACUGUCUGAAGUUUCUGUCACAACCCCUCGAGAUACUCAUGAGCCCAGCAGCACCUCCCUCAGCAGCACCUCCUCCUCUGAGUAUGAUGAGGCUGAUGCGUGGGGCUUCUUCCAGCAAGCCAGCCAGGAGGAAGAGGAGGGCAGGGAGGAUGAAGUUGAGGAAGAAUACAACUCAUACGUUUGUCUACCUGAAACACCAAGUCUGAAGAUAAACGAAGAGGACAGAAUUAUGGAGCAAGCUCAGAGAGGCAUGGUGGUAAUGCCUUUAAAUAAGCCAUCUAGAGGGUCACCUACGCUGUCCCCAGAGCCGGCCAGCACUAAGAAACAGAAUCAGAGUCAGCUUUAUAUCACAUCAAGUGUGAAGCUGAGUAAUUCAAUGCUGGCCCACAGUGAAGGUGGUUACCACAAGGAACAGGAUAUCGGCCCAUCCCUGUGGCACCGUGAACAGGACGAAGGCUUGGACCUUGGAACUCCCAUCCCGCGUGGGAAUGUGAUCAAGAGUACCUUCUAUAGCAGCUCCCAGCAGCUUUCCCCCAUGUCCGCUCGUCAUAUGAUGCUCAGGGACAAGCUUCACGUAAGGAAACAGGAAAGAGGGCGCAAGCCGUUGCGCUCCAGCCUUUCUGGGAGGCUGAAUGAACCACUCAUAGAGUAUGUGGAGGACUCUCCAGAUGCCGAGGCUGGACGUGGCCAGAGGAGAGGGUCAGUACAUUCGGGUACUAUGAAAUCCAGCUCAUUCGACUGUGGAGUGGGUCCUGCUCAUUCUGAUGUCCGUGUCCAGAGGAGGAGCAGGUCUUUGGAUGAAUCCACGAGACGACCAGCUGUUUCAGAUGAGCAGAGGAAGUUGGGAGAUGAUGAGGAAUGCAUUGAUUUAGGCCAUGAGGAUGAAUUCAAUGAUGAAGAGGAAGAUGAAACCCCAGAGAUGUUGGUGAGAGAGAUGUCACAACAUACAACUGUGACUUCACAAGGUUCAGGACAGCAGAGGAUGCUGGGAGAUGAUGAGGAAGACAUUCAGUUAGGCCAUGAGGAUGAGUUUGUUGAUGAAGAGGAAGCUGAAACCUCAGAGAUGCUAGCAGUAAAGACGUUACGACGUUCUUCAGUAGCUCCUCUGACACUGACAUCUGGGUUUGUGGCGAAAGUAACAACAGAGACCCAGAGGUCUAGCAUGGAUGAGCAGCCAGUCAGCACACUGUCUCACGUAGAUGACAGCCAAUCUCAGCCUGGGGAGGAGAAUGUUGUUGGUUCUCAGCUGAGUCUUGCUGAGUCUUCUGUCCUUGAACAUGACUCAGAGGCUUCUAGCAGACUGGGCUCAUUUGAAGGACUCGCUCCCACUUAUCUUCCAAUCUCACAAAGACACCAUAAAGAGUAUGAUGAAUCAGAUGAGCGACUGGGUGCACUAUCAUCUGGAAAAGCCUCAGAGUGUUCUCUUUUACAGGACUCUGAAGAUGAAGACAUGGAGAGGGUUCUGAGGUCCCUCCGCCAAGAGCACCUCCAAACGCUACCAAAACAGUGCACACAUAGCUCUGGAACAAAUGACACAAACAAGAACAUUACAUUGAGGCGAAGCUCCUCUGCAGUUCCCAUACGCCCGAUUUUUACAUGCCCAAAAAGCAGAGAAGUGCUUCAGAGGCAUGCGUCCGCCCCUGCACUGCAAGCCAAACCACUUAGUGGGAAAUCGGCCAAAGCUGGACUUCUGAAGAUCUUCCGCAGGCAGUCCUGGACAGGACACUCCAGCUCCCAGACAGAAGGCUCAGGGAAGACGGUUGAUGAAGGUCCACGCCCACAACAGAAGACUCCUCUACUCACUCUGAGGAAGAAGAUGAGGGCUUCAGCCUCCAGCAUCACCAAGCUUUUCACCAAGCAGUCCAGUAAAGAGGGCAAGGAGGAGAAAAGAGGACCAAUUGUGAAGACUCCUGUUCCUCCUGAGAAAGCCAGCAUCACCUCUGACCUUCUGCCAUCAGUUCCCCUCUCGGGAAGCCCUCAGAAAAAAUCUAAGUUCUUCUCUCUCAAAGUGCCAAGCUUCAAAAAGAGCAAAGAAAUGCCAGGCAAGCCCUUGAGACCGGAUGUGAUCCAGCUGGCCGGUGGUGGAGCUCUGGUGUUCUGGAAGCCAGUGCCAUCCAGUGGUCCUGUCACUUACUGCAUACAGCACAGCAUAAAUGGUGGCGAGUGGAGAAUGCUGUGUGAGAGUGUAGCAGAUAGCUGCUACGUAGCUAACGGGCUACCUAGAGGACCAGGCUACGUGUUUCGAGUGGCUUGCAUCACCAAAACAGGGUCAGGACCAUUCAGUGACCCUUCACCACCUGCUUUUAUGACCGCCCCAUAUGAAGACUCCCACAUCCCUCUGAUCCUGAUGGAAUCUGCUGGAUCUAAGAUCACUGUGCCUGGAGGCCUGGGCUCGGAGAGAUCCUACAGCUUCCAGUCUGAGAUCAACAGGGGUCGUUUCAGUGUGGUGAUGCAGUGUGAGGACAGCAGGAGUUCUCGGCCUCUGGCGGUGAAACUGACCCCGUACGGGUCGGAGCAGAGGCAACUGGUGCUGAGGGAGUAUCAGCUGCUGCGGAGGCUGAGCCACCAGCACAUUGUCCAGCUCCACUCUGCCAUCCUCACCCCAUCAUGCCUCAUGCUUAUUGAGGAGCUCUGCUCCGGCCGAGAAAUCCUCUACAACCUGGCUGACAGGGAUGUGUAUGCAGAGCUGCAUGUGAGUGAGCUACUGCGGCAGGUCCUGAGCGGGGUGGACUACCUGCACAGCCGCCACAUCGUCCACCUGGACCUGCGGUCUGACAACGUGCUGGUGACCGACCGCAGCCUGGUGAAGAUUGUGGACCUGGGCUCCGCACAGCCUUUCACUCCGGGACAGACGCUCAACAUCGAACACAUCAAAGAGACGACAGAGAGUAAAGUCUACAUUGUCCUUCCUAAAGCUCCUGAGAUUUUGGAGGGGCAAGGUGUUGGACCUGCCACAGAUAUCUGGGCUCUUGGUGUUCUGGCUUUUAUCAUGCUGAGUGCAGACAGCCCGUUCCAUGCGGAGCUGAACUGGGAGAGGGAUCGGAAUAUCAGGAAAGGAAAGAUCCAGUUUGGACGCUGCUAUCCGGGACUUUCUGAAGGAGCCAUUAACUUCCUGAAGACCACUCUGAACAAUAAGGCCUGGGGAAGGCCGUCUGCUGCCGAGUGUCUGCAGGACAGCUGGAUACGAGGAGACUGCAGCCAUGCCAAGCGCACAGACUCGGUGGUGUGCUUCUCCACAGACAAACUGCAGGCUUUUCUGAGGCAGCGUGAGGUCAAACGAGACCACGUCCGCACCAAAGCUGCUCUACCACUGUCCUAACACACCUGGAGAACCAAAGGGAGGAGUUGGAGUUCUUAAGCAGGAGUUACUGUGAACACACAAACUAGCAGAAGAUAAAGGUUCUGCAUGAUGAGAGAAACACCAGGUACAGUGGGAUCCAGAGGUUUGAGAGCACUAGUGGAAAUGCUUCUAUUUAGACAGACACCACAGAUGGACAUCAGACACUUUAUUGAUAUAGAAGGAAAUCUAGCAGCCAGUAUCGGUCACACAACACAGGACAGAUAAUAAGAAGGCUGAUACAAUAUAAAGGUUAUAUACAAGUAAAUACCUACAAACAUGUAUACAUCUAAAAAUAUGCAAUAGAUCACAGGCAGUGCGAUAAUGACUGAACAAAGAGGCGUAGGUAAUGUCAAUACUGAAUUAAUAUGUGCAUAUAUUUGUACUAAAAUAGUGUCCAGGUGUGGAGUAUCCAGAUGUGAAAAAUGUGCGAUAAGGUGUGAAUAAGUGCAAUAUGUACA